CAGCGCACUCGACACACCGCUUCAAAUGUGCUGCUUGUCCCACCAUGAGAGACUAUAGGAGGACCUGACCGAGGAGAGGACAGGACAGGACAGGACAAGAGAACAGGCUGGUCGCACCUUCGGCAAGGUGAGAGCCGACUCGGCAUGGAGAGGUACUUGAGCGACCCACCGGAUGGCGGCUAUGGCUGGGUUGUGGUCACCUCGGCCUUCUUUAUCAUGGGCCUCACUGCUGCUGUUUUUAAAAACUUUGGCCUGUUUUUCCUCGAAAUCCAAAGUUACUAUGACGUCCUGAACAGUACUACCUCAUGGAUGACGUCAACCACUAUUGCCGUGUUUCAUUUGGGAGCUCCUCUGGCCAGCGCUCUCAGUAUGCACCUGUCCCAGCGCACCGUAAUCAUAGUCGGAGGGCUCCUGGCUACCUCAGGAAUGAUUAUCGCCUCUUUGGGCCUCAGCCUGCCUUGGAUGUAUCUGUCUGUUGGUUUACUCCAAGGACUUGGCGUCUCAUUUUCCUGGAUUCCAGCUAACAGCAUGGUCAACCAUUAUUUCAGACGUUGGCGUCCCAUUGCCUACGCUAUUGCUAGUUCUGGAGAGUGUGUCUUUGCCAUGGGAUUCAGCCCGUUUUUCCAGUGGCUCAUCGACAGCUAUUCUUGGCAGGGGGCUCUGCUCGUCAUCGGUGGUCUUCAGCUGAAUCUGUGUGUGUGCGGUGCUCUGAUGAAACCCCUCCCAGCGGCACAGACCUCUAUCCAAGACAAACCGGUGCUGGAGGACGGCAGGACGUCGAAAAAAGGCACUUUCCAGUGGUCCCUUCUGCAGAGACCCGAGCUGCUGCUGUAUAUUGUGUUUGCCAUCUUAGCGGCGGCGGGUUUCUUCAUCCCACCUCUGUUCCUGGUGCCCUACGCCAGCGGUUUGGGCAUGGAGCCGUACUGGGCGGCCUCGGUUCUGUCAGUGCUGGCAUUGGCAGACCUGCUGGGCAGACUGGCGUGCGGCUGGCUGGCUAACCUGCGGCUCGUGAGAAACCUGCAGCUGCUGACCAUGAUGGUCACUGCGCUGGGGGUGGUGCUGCUUCUGUUUCCCGUUGCGCAGAGCUACUGGAGCAUCCUGGUCUUUGCCUCGCUCUACGGCUUCCUGUUCGGCUGCGUGGUGGCCAUCCAUGUGACGACUAUUGUGGAUAUCGUCGGACUGGAGGGCUUUGACAGUGCUCUAGGGCUCUUCAUGCUGUUACGGAGCUCAGGAGGAUUCGUGGGUCCACCGGCUGCAGGCUGGCUGGUGGACAGGACUCAUGACUUCGGUGCUAGUUUCUACUUAUCUGGCCUGUGCCUGGUCCUGUCCGGGGUUUUCCUGGUGCUUGUUGACAGGCUGGUGAAGAAGAAACUCAAACUACCACAUUCAAACACUGAGGCUACAGAUCAACCAACACUGAAAGCGGAUGGUGCACAUGUUUAAAAGCCACUAAAGAUCACUUUCUAGUUUUUUUUUUUUUAUUUUGUUAUAUGAACUUUAGUUUAUUUAAAGCCAUAUUAUUAUUAAUGUUUUAUUUUUAUAAAAGCAAUAAGCAUUUUAUCAUCUCAACCUUUCACCCCAUAAUUUUCAGACGGAGAGAUGUUAGUUUAAGACUGUGACGCCUUCGUAGCCACUUUUCAAGCCACUGGUAGUUUACAGACAAUGACAAGAAAUGUAGCGUUCAGAUCCCGUUUCUGCCCUUAGAAAUACUUAAAGAAGCACUGCAGAGUGCGGAUGCUUACUAUUUAAUCACUUACAGGACAAGCAUUCGUGUAUUAUUAUUAUUAUUAUUAUUUUAAUAUAUUACAGUAUCUGAAAGCAAUAUAAAUAGUCCGAUUCUUCUAUUUGUGUGCAUUUCAGAAACUACGUAUGCAUAUAAGCUACAUACAGUGGCUCCAAAAAAAGUGAAGUGACAUCUCAAACACGCAAUAUCAUAGUCUACAGAUUUUCUUUGUAAUCCAUUGUUUUAUUUAUAAUUAUACACGCUUCUUUCUGUGAAGUGUACUUGUACUGUAUUAAAUUAAAUUGUAUUUGUUUUUAUGCACUUAACUAAUGCAGUUGCAUUCAGUCCAAAUACUUUUUGGGGCUACUGUAUUAUUUGAGAAACCCACACAGAACAAAGCCAUGAGAUUAGUUUGUUUUUUAGCAGUGGAUUUGUUUACAUCACUAUUUCUUUUUUUUGUCAUAUAAUGCCACAUUUUUCUGGAGUUUGUCGCGCCGUUUCUGUCUACUCUGUAUAUGUGGUGUACGCGCGCGCAGCUUUGGAAUCACAAAGAUGCCUUAGAAAUGAAGAAAUCUGCUUAUACGGACAAAGCUGGCACCUUUAACCUCAAAAUAACAGCCAGCCAAAUAAUUUUGUGCACUGAACUCGUGUACCAGAGCGUUCAGUGUUCACGUUUGAGGAAAAACUCACGCACAGAUGCACUACAGACCGUUUAUAUCACAUCUGAUUUUAUUAUUUGCUAAUCUUGUCAAACAGUUUGUUUCUGAUAUAAAUGUCCUAUACGGUGAAAUCCUGGUGUUUAAUGUAAUAUUGUCUGUCAGAACUUCACCAGACACAUGCCGCGCAGUGUUUUACUUUGGUUUGUUCUGGAAGUCAUGUCAUCGUUUGUGUUCGACGUGUCUGAAUUUGUGACGAUGGCAAGACUGUGCCUUAGAUGCAAGUGACAAUCAAGGAACUGCUGUUUAUUUUAAUGUUCCCUUUAAGUCGUAAUGAAUUCUUUAGCAGUAGGACAUGCAUUUUUAGGUCAGUAAGAUCAGAUUUAUUUCUGUGAAGUGGGGUUUAAGAGUGAAAUAAAGGUCGUUGGUUCA
Puntigrus tetrazona (Sumatra barb) is the source of this 2811-nucleotide messenger RNA. RefSeq lists its product as uncharacterized. The record is from RefSeq and is a predicted model, not a curated record. Gene Ontology annotation, molecular function: monocarboxylic acid transmembrane transporter activity. Gene Ontology annotation, biological process: transmembrane transport; monocarboxylic acid transport. The coding region runs from base 145 to 1443 and encodes 432 amino acids. NCBI's taxonomy places the organism in Eukaryota, Metazoa, Chordata, Actinopteri, Cypriniformes, Cyprinidae. The transcript has 5 exons.